This is a messenger RNA of Biomphalaria glabrata, 387 nucleotides long. RefSeq lists its product as uncharacterized. The record is from RefSeq and is a predicted model, not a curated record. The coding region runs from base 1 to 387 and encodes 128 amino acids. The transcript has a single exon. Lineage: Eukaryota; Metazoa; Mollusca; Gastropoda; Planorbidae.
AUGGAAUGUCACAGAACAAAGGAGCUAAAAUUGUAUAAUGGCAAAAAAAAAAAGGCAGGCUACCUAAAGGCAGGCUACCUAAAGGCAGGCUACCCAAAAGCAGGCUACCCAAAGGCAGGCCACCCAAAGGCAGGCUACCUAAAGGCAGGCUACCAAAAGGCAGGCUACCUAAAGGCAGGCUACCCAAAAGCAGGCUACCCAAAGGCAGGCUACCCAAAGGCAGGCUACCCAAAGGCAGGCUACCUAAAGGCAGGCUACCCAAAGGCAGGCUAUCCAAAGGCAGGCUACCCAAAAGCAGGCUACCCAAAGGCAGGCUACCCAAAGGCAGGCUACCCAAAGGCAGGCUACCCAAAGGCAAUCCACGAUUGCAAACGAUUGAUGCUGUGA